Messenger RNA from Miscanthus lutarioriparius, 891 nucleotides. The record is from the annotation of a GenBank genome assembly. Lineage: Eukaryota; Viridiplantae; Streptophyta; Magnoliopsida; Poales; Poaceae.
AUGCAGGACACGUAUCCCCCGGCCUCCGCUUUGAAGCUCGAGCUUAUAAAUGUGAACCGACCAAAGAAGCAGCUCGUCAUCACGGAGACACAACACCAGCGAGUUAACAAAUUAAAAGCCUUUUUAGUGCCAGUCCAGCUGAAGUAUUCGAGCUCAGGGAGGCUCACGGUUUCGUUCGAUCCAAUCCUUUGGACAAGUUCAGCGAUGGCUUCUCGUCAGCAGCAUCCUGCUAGCUACCACGCCGGCGAGACCAAGGCCCGUGCCGAGGAGAAGACGGGCCAAGUGAUGGGUGCGGCGCAGGAGAAAGGGCGGGAGGCCAAGCACAAGGCGGCCGACGCCGCGGACCGCGCCAUGGGGAUGGGCCACGACGCCAGGGAGGCGACCAGGGAGAAGGCGCGCGACGCCGCGGACCGGAGCAUGGGGAUGGGCCACGACGCCAAGGAGGCGACCAAGGACAGGGCGUACCGGGCCAAGGACGCGGCCUCCGACGCCGCUGGCCGCGCCACGGGCAAGGCGCGCGGCGCCGCGGAGGCCACCAGGGAGAAGGCCUGCGAGUCCAGGGACAGCGCGUCCGACGGCGCGCAGCAGACCGGGAGCUACAUCGCGCAGACGGCCGAGGCCGCCAGGCAGAAGGCGGCCGGCGCCGCGCAGUACGCCAAGGACACCGUGGUGGCCGGCAAGGACAAGACCGGCGCCCUCCUGCAGCAGGCAGGGGAGAAGGUGAUGAGCACGGCCGUGGGGGCCAAGGACACGGUUGUGAACACAGCCGUGGGAGCAAAGGACGCGGUGAUGAACUCGCUCGGCAUGGCCGGCGAGAACAACGACGGCACCACCGGCACCACCAACGCCGGCAAGGACACCAGCACCCGCAAGCCUGGCAGGGACUAUUAG